This is a messenger RNA of Sorghum bicolor (sorghum), 1439 nucleotides long. RefSeq lists its product as uncharacterized. Bases 87 to 1199 code for a protein of 370 amino acids. The transcript has 2 exons. Gene Ontology annotation, molecular function: protein binding. Lineage: Eukaryota; Viridiplantae; Streptophyta; Magnoliopsida; Poales; Poaceae. The record is from RefSeq and is a predicted model, not a curated record.
CCAGCCGUCUCCUCUCUCUCACGGUCUCACCGUUCCGGCGUUCCCCAAUCCGUACCAAAACCAAAUCCAAGCCUCGGCGGGCCGCCAUGGCGCCGCCGCCGGAUCUAGUAGACGACGCCACCGCCGAGAUCCUCCUCCGCUUCCCACCGGAUGACCCAGCGUGCCUCGUGCGCGCCUCCGUCGUCUGCAAGGCCUGGCGCGAGCUCCUCUCUAGCCCCGCCUUCCUCCGCCGCUACCGCGCGUUCCACGGCGCGCCGCCCCUGCUUGGCUUCCUCCACAACAUCUACGACGAAGGCCCAUGCGCUCGAUUCGUCGCCGUCGCCGCCGCCGACGCCACCGCCACCACCUUCCCCUUCUCUGGACCGGCGUUCGACCGCUUCGGUUGGUGGUUCGUCGAGUGCCGCCACGGGCGCGCGCUGCUCCAAACUUUCGAGCGGCAUGCGCCCGCGCGCCUCGUCGUCUGGGAUCCCAUCACCGGCGACCAGCAGUACCUACCAAUGCCCGUCUCUGGGCACCCUUACUUCUGUCGCUCCGCAGCUGUUCUCUGCGCUGUGGACGGCUGCGACCAUCUUGACUGCCACGGGGGCCCAUUCCUCGUCGUCGCCAUCGGCGGUUUCGAAGAAGAUACUCACAUUUGGGCGAGCGUCUACUCAUCGGAGACUGGCGUAUGGACUAUGUCAUUCCCCAUUCAACUUGAUGCCUACAUCGAGGAAAGGCCCAGCCUCCUUGCCGGAGACGCGCUCUACUUUAGCGCUCAGCAAGGCAAAAUGAUUCUCAUGUAUGAUUUCAUUGGACACAGCCUACAUGUGAUCGAUGCGCCGGAUAUGUUCGAGCCGACGGAGGGCAUUGUCGUGACCGCGGAGGACGGUGGUUUGGGACUCGCCGGAGUGAAGGAUGGCAACCUCCACCUGUGGUCAUGGAAGGCUGGUCCUCACGGCAUUGCGGAAUGGGUGCAAGGCAGGGUCGUAAAGCUGAGGAUGCUGUUCCCCAUUCUUAACCCACUGGCCUCACUCAAUGUGAUUGGCUUCCAAGAGGGCACAGAUACCAUUUUCAUUAGUAUAGAUAUGGAUGUCUUCGCAGUGAUGCUGAGGUCGGAGCAGGUGAAGAAGGUAGGCAAGACGGGGUCCAAAUAUGCCAUGGCACCCUAUGUGAGCUUCUACACUCCAGAUCUUGCAAAGGGCAGAUUGCUAUCACCAUGAAGAUGCAGUGAUCCAUCCAUUAACAUGACUGUGGUACUAUUGACUUUUCAAGGAGAUGAUGAGUCAAGUGUUUUGUUUUCAGUUUGGAUGGUUUAUGGAAAAAAAGUAAGGUACCAUGUUCAAUCAGAAAAGUUUAGUUUCUUAGCUGUGCAGUUUAAGGAACUGUAAGAAAUGAACUGGAUAUCAUGGUCAAAAUGUCUAGUCUGUUAGUUAAGCUGUUCAAGAAAUUGGUUGGUUUCA